Molecule: messenger RNA, 938 nt
Organism: Dendroctonus ponderosae (mountain pine beetle)
Lineage: Eukaryota; Metazoa; Arthropoda; Insecta; Coleoptera; Curculionidae
Product: acanthoscurrin-2-like
Exons: 5
Coding region: 294-833 (179 amino acids)
Source: RefSeq, a predicted model, not a curated record
AAUGAUGUAUUACCUUUUAGUGCGGGCCCUCGUGCCCAUCCAGCCUUUCCCCUUAAACCCCCGUAAGAUCGCGCCCGGCCACACUCAAACCUGCCCACUUACUACACACUUUCAUAGCUUUGAAGCCCUAGCAUUGGGCUCUUUAGGCUUCCCUCAAACCCGCAAAUCCCUCACUAAUCCCCUGGCAUAGACGCGCAGACUAACACGGUACGAAGACCGACAGGAGGAAAAAUCAAAGAUCCAAUCAGCAUAUAAAUAAGAGCUUCGCUCGCUCUUAGUCAAAGCCUUUGAAGAUGGCUUACCUAAAAGUAGUGUGUUUGGUGCUCUUGGUAGCCUGUGCGGCGCACGCCGCCCCCAACUUACCGCAGGAGGAAGAACCCGUCGGUGAAGUGCAGGUUCUGAUCAUUGAGCCAGUCGAAUCGGUCGAUGCAGCGCGAAGCAAAAGAUCCCCUGGAGGCUAUGGAAGCCAAGGGGGCGGCGGUCUAGGAGGCGGCGGAGGCGGCGGAUUUGGAGGUGGAUUUGGAGGAGGCGGCGGCGGCGGCGGCGGAUUAGGAGGUGGACUUGGAGGUGGUAAAGGAGGCGGAUUAGGAGGAGGUGGCGGCCAGGGCGGCUUUGGAGGACAACAAGGUGGCGGCUAUGGAGGACAACAGGGUGGUGGUUUUGGGGGCGGCGGACAUCAAGGAGGCGGCGGCUUCCAAGGGGGCGGCGGCCAGCAAGGCGGUGGCGGCUAUGGAGGUGGCAACCAAGGCGGUUAUGGGGGCGGACAAGCAUCGGCUUCGGCGACAGCUUCCGCUUCAGCCAAAGCGGGCUCUGGAGGAUACGGACGCAAGUAGAAGCUAAUCAAUCAUAUCAACCGAGCGUCACACAACUUAAUUAAACAACCUCAUCUGUAAGUACCGCGUCAGUGUUAAAGUGGAUUCAAUAAAAACUUUGCAAAA